GACAGAGGGGACGCCUUACUGUGUAACACAGCGCGGAAACAAACCGCAAACCCUGCUUUUAAUUCCACUUUUAAGCUGCAAAACGCACCGAAACGAGGAAAAUACAUUGUUGUCACUUUCAUAAUAACACAGAGCGAAGCGGACUCGACCAUUUACAGUAAAUAAAUUGCUACUUUUUAGUCGCCGCUCGUUCCCCUUGGCGUUUUUUUUUUAUGUGUACUUCCGCGUACUAUUUUUUUUCCUCUCUCCCACUGACACACGGCAACUUUCGAGCAGGAAACCCAUAGACGCUUCGCCCGUCGUUUUCUCGGUUUUCACGGCAGGUUGUGUUUGGAGCUCAGUGCUCUGACUCAGCCAUGAGCAUCAUCGGGGCUGAAGAUGAGGAUUUUGAGAGUGAUAUAAAUGAUUCACGGGUGACUGAAAAUCAGUCUAAGCUCUUCAACAACAUCGAGGAGCUGAAGGGUCAUCCAACUCACCUGCUGGUCUUUUUGCAACAUGUCAUUCUUCAGUUUGAUCCUGCUCCCCUGCUGUGUUACCUUCAUGCUGACCUCAUCAAGAACCUCAGUGCGAACCUCAGUGCGAAAGAGACUAAAAAACUGUUUGUGGAUUUCCACAGCAACUUCUUGGACAAGGGUGCUAUUCUCAGAGUGACAGUGCCACCCACUGUAUCUUAUGAGCUGGACCGGAUCCGCCCAGAUUUGCUCUCAGAUGAAACCCAAAGACGUUACGCUCAGGAGAUUCAGAAUCAGCAGUGUUCUGAAAUAUCUAAACAGCUGGAGGAUUUCAGGCAAAAGCGGAUGAUGGGUAUGACCCUCAGUGAGAAUGAGCUGAUUGAUGUCGAGAGCCACUAUCCCACCGACCGCAUCCCGAUGGAGAUGAAAGAAAAAUCUACAGCUGAGAACCUGCUGGAGAAGAUGACUGAAACACAGCUUCAGCUCGUCUCGGACGAAGAAAAAUGCCAAUCCAUCUUUUCUGCGGUGUCUGUCUACAUGAAGCACCUGGGGAUUAAAUCCAAGUGUAUUGAUAAUAAAAAGUCCAAGCGAGCUUUUUUUGGCUUUCCGCUGGGGAAGGGUACAAAGGACAGCACUAGGAUCAGGCCUGUACCCUUCUAUAAACAGAGGAAACCACAAACCCCUGAACCUGGAUCAAAAACGGAGCUUGGAGGAGUGGAAAAGCUUCCUGUGGUUCGUAAACCCACUUUGCCAGGCAGAGGCUCCACGUCGGAAAAUCCAGUCCCUACCCCCAGAGUGCCUGUCAGCACCGCGGGUCCGACUUCAGUGCCCGACACAGAGAAUCCUGAGGGGUCAGGCAAUAAAAAUAGUGCCCCCACUAACCCGGAGUCCCUUCAGACUGAUGGUUCAGAACCUCAGGCUGUGCCCGACAGUGGCAGUGUGUCCCCUGGGGGUGAGCCUAUCAUUGUGGAGCCCACCUCACCAAAUGAAACCCAUUCAGUGGAGUCCUUGGAUACAGACAGACGGAAGACAAGUAGGAAAGUGGCACGCAGCGAGAGCGCCCGCGUGGACCGCCAGUCGUCCCGGCGCCGCGGCUCUUCUCGGGGCAAACAGUCUCGCUCCCGAAGCGACGUGGACCUGCAGCCUCCAACUUGCACAACACCCGUCCCACUCUCCCCCCAGCACCUCCACCCUUUUGAUGGGACAGGUGAUGGUCCCAACCAUUYGCCCACCAGUCCCUCCCCACAGCUGGAGGAGAUAGAGCCUCGCCUCCUAGAGUUUGAGCAGGAUCCCCCCAACUGGAAGGAGCUGGCGCCUCCUGAUGCUUUAAAGCACCUCAGCAACAAGGAGGUCAAGAGGCAGGAAGUCAUAAAUGAACUGUUUGCAACAGAACACGCUCAUGUGAGAAUGCUGAGUGUCCUUCAGAUGGUGUUUGUCAAGCCGUUGGAGAGAGAGGCAUUCAUGGCCUCUUUAGAGCUCGAUGCCAUUUUUCCCAGCCUUGAUGACAUGCUGGAAGAGCACUAUAAGUUCUAUGAAAACCUGAAGAAGCUGCGUAUAGAUGACAACUACAUAGUUAAAUCCAUCAGCACCACAUUGCUCAACAGAUUCGACGGUGCAGAAGGAGAAUGGUUUCAGAAACUGACAGCCCGGUUCAGCAGUCACCAAACGUGGGCUCUGGAGCAAAUCAAGAGCAGGCAGAAGAAGGAACCACGCUUUAACGCUUUCAUACAGGAGGCAGAGAGUAAACCUCAGUGCCGCCGGCUGCAGCUCAAAGACAUUAUUCCAACAGAGAUGCAGAGGCUCACAAAGUAUCCUCUGCUGCUUGAAAAUAUUGCUAAGAACACAGAGGACCCCACAGAGAAGCAGAGAAUCCAGCAGAGUGCAGAGUGCUGCAAAAAGAUCCUCAACCAUGUCAACGAAGAGGUCAAAAAAGUGGGCAACAUGUUGUCUCUAAAGGAGUACCAGAAGAAACUGGACACAUCAGGGCUCAAACCCAUGAAUGACCUUUAUACUGAGUAUAAGAGUAUUGACUUGACACAAAGGAAGAUGCUUUAUGAAGGUCCACUAAUCUGGAGAGUGACCAAGGAGAAGACUGUUGAGGUGCAGGGUGUGCUGCUGGGGGACCUGCUGGUGCUCCUACAGAAACAGGAUGACAAAGUGGUCCUCAAAUGCCAAAGCAAGAGUAACAUCGCUGUGCAGGAAGGCAAACAGAUGCUGAGCCCCAUUAUAAAGCUGGACUCCGUUUUUCUCCGCGAUGUGGCGACGGAUCGAAAAGCUUUCUAUGUGAUUUUCACCUGGGACAGCGGUGCUCAGAUCUACGAGCUGGUAGCUCAGUCUGUCGGAGAAAAGAACACUUGGACGGAGAUCUUAAAGUCAACCGUGGAAGAGCUGAAGAAGAGCGGAGCAUCCGUUGUGCUGAAUCUGCCUCCUGGUGGAGGAGCUCCUUUCAGUCCCUCCACACUGAACGCGCCGUUGAUCGCAGCUGAGAAUGGAAGUUUAAAAAGCAGCAGUGAUCACGAUAGGGACAGCUUGACAGAUGACAAGUCGGAUCACAGGCACAGGCUGAUGGCUUUCCUGGCAGAGAAAGGCGUUCAUCCGCUCAGCGCUCGGGAGAAGGUGGCCAACAAUGCUCUGGAUGAUGUGAUGUCACUGAAAAGAUUGCUGAUCGGCAGCAUCAGUGUGUCAGAAGACUCGCAACCUGAUGAAGAAAAUGAAGAGGAGCGAUCAGAGAGAACAAAUCAAGAAACAGAAGGCUCUCUGUCAACAGCCACAGAAGAAGGUGAGGCCACAGACAGGGGUUAUAUGGAGGUGAACUCCAACCCGUGUGAAAGAGAAGCUGCAGAGACAAAGGAAGAUGAAGGCGGGAGCAUCAGCGCACCCCUCGUGUUGUCCCAGGAGAGAAUGGACGAAGUGCGCCGGAGGCUGCACAGCCUGGAGGAACAACUAAAGAAACUACAGGCUGUUGAAGAGGAGCAUCACAAGCUGCAGGAGGCCCUUUCUGAGUUCUCUCUAGUAGAGGGGAACUUUUAGUAAGACACCAUUUUGCCACCUGCUGGCCACUGGGUGUUUUGUGGUCRCUUGUUUGGGCUCUAAAGGCGCUUCCCAAAUCUUCCUAAACCCUCGUGCAUCUUACCUGGAUCCUWGCCGCAAUAUUUCUUCGUAUCGUAGCUGCUUGCAGUCGAGCAGGAAGUUUUCUGCCUGCCAGAGGAGUGUGAUGGCUUUGCGCACAGUGCAAGUAGUUCAGUGAGGGAUCGUGGGAGGUGUGUGCAUGUCUGUGUGUGUCGUCUGUUUGGGUGCACGCUUGAAAGAAAGAAAGAUAUACAAAGAAGAAGAAAAAAAAAAAACAGAUAUCCUACUUUUGAGUGGGAAGUUAUUAUUGCAGAGAGGUGCCAAAAAAAUGAAGCAAUAUUUUGCUGUGAGAAUGAUGCUGCCUAAAAAAAAAUUGGUGUUUCUUUUCUGCUGUAACACACAUAUGCACACAGGAAACAUGCGCUAGAACAUGAUCAGUAAUGCCAAGAAUAACAAUGUACAGUUAAUGAUUAGGCCUUAAAAGGCUAAUGUAGUUAAAGGAUGUAUUGACAAACUACUGCUGAUAUGUAUUAUUUCUAGUCUAUGCUCAAAUACAACAAAAWGCACUUUUUUCUGAUCAAAACUAGUUCAAUUCACACUGUUGUUGCGAAAGUUCUUAUUUAAACUGUCRGAGAUCAAAAGGGCUUUAUAUAAGCAGCCCUCGUUAUUAAAAAGAUGCAUGCAGGAAUGUGUGUGUAUGUGUGUUACAACAUUUUUAAUUGAGGAUAUAUUUGUUUGGAAGGUUCUAGCUGUUAUUAGGUUUCAUUAAAACAUUUAUAUAUAGUGGCACUAUAGGCAAUCAUGCUGUUAAUAAUGGAGAAUUGUUUGUWUGUACUGCUUUUAUUUAUUCUUCCGAGUCUUUUUUUUUUAGUUCAGUCAGUUGCCCCAAUCUGAUUGAUGUCGUUACAAAACUGGGGCCAAAUAGAGAAGGCAGUGUGCAAAAAAAAAAAAAGGUUGGACAAGGCUUAAAAAAAACUGGGAAUGAGUACAAAUCAAGAUUGGAGAAAAAAGGAAGUUGUAUAGCUGAAGUGGCUUUAGAGUGGAUGAAGUUGGACAGUGAUGCGAGAAUUGGAAAGAAAAGAAGAGAUUAGGAAAUAUGCUGCCAAAAUACAAACACACACGUUUACAGAGAGUGUACAUUUCUUCAGCAUCCGUUUUUAGCAGGUGGAGUUUACAACUCCUGAUCCAAAAGAAAAAAAAAGAAAAAUCCACUUCAGUUGGGAGUUAAAACUGUUUUGUUUGACAUUCGAUUAAAUGUGUAAUUAGAGACAAAGAAAUGCUUUCCUGUUUAUUUGUAUCAAAGCUGAGCUGCCAAUAUAUUUUACUGAGCUGAUGAUUGUAAGUAUAAUUGUUGUAGUGUGAUUCUUAGUAUUGGCUUAAAUGAGGCUGUGCACACAGGACCAAAGACGUUACAAAGCACACUGAUGAAUAAAAUAGUAGUUUUUUUAAUAAAACACAGUAUCUUGAUUCAUGAAUGAAUGUACAAAGAAAUAACCAGAUGAUCAACCUUUGUGACCAAAUUCCAGCAGAACCUGCAGGUCUCUGAUGUCUUUUCAUACAUCUCAGUAACCUUAACCUGAAAAGAGUUGUUUUCAGGUCAUCUAGCCGGCCUGACUGCCACAAACUGUACUGUACCUCGUUGUAUAGAGGACUGGAGACCAAKCACUGUUAAAGCUUCUGGUACUAAAUUGAACAACGGAGUCUGAUCCUUCAGCAGAAACAAAAUAAAGCAACAAGAAGACAAUGAAGCUGUAAUUUAACAAAGGAAGCUUUGAGGGUUUGGAGGAAGGAAAGCCGUUGUCUCGUUCCAGUGUUGCUCUUACGGGCACUGUAAUCGUGAUCACUUCCUGAUAUUCAUUCUUCAUCAUUGUUGCCACAACAACAGAUUGUACCUUUUCUGAACCUCGCGACCUCAGCAAAUAUUCAGUUCGGACACUUAAACGUCACAGGAUAACAGACUUAUACAUUCRUUUUGAAACCUUUCUGCCAUCUUUCCCCGUGUCUUCCUCUUUAAAACUGUACAUUAAGUGGUUUGAAGGAAAAAGCGGUAGACGAAAAUGCUGACUCUCUCUCGGUUGCAUGAUCACUUUUUCCAGCUGCACAUUUUUACAAGGAAUUGUUGUGUAUUUCAUUUGUUUACUCAAGCAGGCUGGGGUAGUUAUUGCCUUAUUGAAGUGUUCUUUUCUUUGUUUUUUAAAUGAUGUGCUGUGCAUUUCCCGUUAUGAGAUAGGAGGUGUCUGUAACUUGUCUUUACACAAACAUGAUGCAAGUAAUGCGACUAAAUCUUAGUCGAGCUGUUUUUUUUUUUCACAUUUAAAGAAAUAAUCCUUUAACAGUUUUUUAAACUUCAAUGACAACUUUGUGCUUCAUUGGCUGACGAUCGUUACAGACACUCCCCUCKCUCCUUCAGGUUAUUUUCCUUUUGUAGCCUAUUCUAUAAACAUGUAUAAAAAGUGUAUUUAAAGAGUGGUGCCUUCUUUUGACUGCUUSAUAAAAGCCUUGUAAUUACAUCAAAGUGAUUUUGUGGCUUUCAUGGCAGCCGUAACACAGUAAGACUGAUAAUAGGCAGAAGGAGAUCAUCCAAAGAUGCUAACCAAAUGGGUUCAAGGUUGACGGUUGUUUUCAUUUUGAUGAUGAAUAAAUUUAUCUUACAGCUCAUUUCUUUCCUUUCCAUCUCCAUUACAUCAGCAUGAUUUGAGUCCGCUCACACAGGCCUGUUUAGCAAAACAAAAAAGAAAAAAACUGCUUGUCAUAAUGGCCUCUGCAGUCUUGUUAUAUAAAAAUAUAUGAUUAUGCAAGAAUUAUAAUGUGUAUUUGGUAUAUCGUAUUGUGUAAGAGGCUUUUAAUUGAUGUAUACCUAAGGAAAAAAUGUGGUACGCUUUGUUUUUUAAUUCAUUUUUUUAAUAAAGUGGGGAAAUAAA
This is a messenger RNA of Austrofundulus limnaeus, 6442 nucleotides long. RefSeq names its product Rho guanine nucleotide exchange factor (GEF) 1 (gene arhgef1). Bases 357 to 3482 code for a protein of 1041 amino acids. Lineage: Eukaryota; Metazoa; Chordata; Actinopteri; Cyprinodontiformes; Rivulidae. Gene Ontology annotation, biological process: G protein-coupled receptor signaling pathway; intracellular signal transduction. Gene Ontology annotation, molecular function: G protein-coupled receptor binding; guanyl-nucleotide exchange factor activity. Gene Ontology annotation, cellular component: cytoplasm. The transcript has 32 exons. The record is from RefSeq and is a predicted model, not a curated record.